This is a messenger RNA of Erigeron canadensis, 2557 nucleotides long. Its product is annotated as potassium transporter 1. Gene Ontology annotation, molecular function: potassium ion transmembrane transporter activity. The record is from RefSeq and is a predicted model, not a curated record. Gene Ontology annotation, biological process: potassium ion transmembrane transport. The transcript is spliced from 8 exons. Gene Ontology annotation, cellular component: membrane. The coding region runs from base 83 to 2350 and encodes 755 amino acids. Lineage: Eukaryota; Viridiplantae; Streptophyta; Magnoliopsida; Asterales; Asteraceae.
CUCUUUGCCCACAUUCCUUUUAACUUCAACACACACUACUCACUCUUUUACUCUCAUUUCAACAUCUUUUUUUUAUAAACAAAUGUUUCAUCCAAGAACUUCUUUUGAGUCCCUAGAACAUGGCAUUCGUAACCAGAAAUCAAAUAAGGCGUCAUGGUCAACAGUGCUGAGUUUGGCUUAUCAAAGUCUUGGAGUCGUUUACGGUGAUCUAAGUACUUCCCCUCUCUAUGUUUACAAAACUACAUUCUCGGGAAAACUUAGCCUUCAUGAGGAUGAUGAAGAAAUUUAUGGUGUCCUUUCCUUCAUCUUCUGGACUUUCACAUUUAUCGCCCUCCUUAAAUAUGUCUUCAUUGUCAUGUCAGCCGAUGACAAUGGUGAAGGUGGUACAUUUGCGUUGUAUUCCUUACUAUGCCGGCAUGCAAAACUAAGUAUGCUUCCUAAUCAACAAGAAAACGAUGAAAAACUAUCUGCAUAUGGCGUUGAAAAGACUGCAGAAACCUGGCAAAGCUAUGCUUUAAAAUCCUUUUUUGAGAAACACACCACAUUUCGAAAGGGACUGUUGAUUUUUGUUCUUCUUGGAACUUGUAUGACAAUUGGUGAUGGCGUUUUCACUCCUGCUAUAUCGGUUCUUUCAGCUGUUUCAGGAGUUACAAUUAAAGUUACGGGUCUUCAUGAAAAUUAUGUGGUUGCGAUCUCAUGUGUUCUUUUAGUCGUUCUUUUCUCAAUUCAACAUCAUGGGACACACCGAGUAGCUUUCUUGUUUGCUCCAGUCGUCACAGCAUGGCUUCUAUCUAUUGCUGGCAUUGGAAUAUAUAACAUAACUCGAUGGAACCCGCAAAUAUUUCACGCUCUUUCGCCAAUUUACAUGGUGAGAUUGCUAAAAAGGACCCGUCGUGAAGGUUGGUUAUCUUUAGGAGGAGUUGUCCUUUCAAUCACAGGUGUUGAGACCAUGUUUGCUGAUUUAGGCCAUUUUUCAACAUUGUCCGUUAAGAUAGCUUUCACGUUUCUUGUCUAUCCUUGCCUGGUUCUUGCGUAUUUGGGUGAGGCUGCGUAUCUGUCUAGGCAUCAUGAAGAUAUCCAAAGAAGCUUUUAUAAAGCAAUACCAGAAGCUGUGUUCUGGCCCGUGUUCAUAGUGGCGACUUUUGCAGCGGUGGUCGGAAGUCAGGCUGCAAUUUCAGCCACCUUCUCAAUUAUUAGUCAAUGUUGUGCUUUGAACUGUUUUCCUCACGUGAAAAUCGUUCAUACCUCAAGAAAGAUAUAUGGGCAGGUCUAUAUCCCAGAGGUAAACUGGAUGCUGUUGAUCCUCUGUUUAGCAGUGACGAUUGGGUUAAGAGACACAAACAUGAUAGGACAUGCUUACGGUCUUGCAGUGACUACAGUGAUGUUCGUUACAACUUGUUUGAUGACGUUGGUGAUGAUCAUUGUGUGGAAGCAACAAAUUUUAACUGCUGCCACUUUUCUUGUACUUUUCGGGUCAGUGGAACUCCUUUAUCUCUCUGCCGCCUUCUUCAAAGUUCCUGAAGGUGGAUGGAUCCCGCUGCUCCUCUCAUUAACCUUCAUGUCAGUCAUGUUCUUAUGGAAUUACGGGAAGCUAAAAAAGCAUGAGUUUGAUUUAGAGAACAAAGUCUCGAUGAACCGCAUACUCUCAUUAGGGCCAAGUCUCGGUAUGGUGCGGGUCCCUGGAAUCGGACUCGUUUACACUAAUCUAGCGACGGGAAUCCCAGCAAUCUUUGGUCAUUUUGUUACCAACUUACCUGCAUUUCAUCAAGUGUUGGUGUUUGUUUGUGUGAAAUCUGUUCAAGUUCCAUAUGUCAGGGCCGAGGAAAGGAUGCUUGUGGGCCGGGUUGGGCCUCGAGAGUAUUACAUGUUUAGAUGUAUUGUUAGGUACGGUUACAAAGAUGUUCCACAUGAAAACUACAAUUUUGAGAACCGGUUAGUGGCAGCACUGGUGGAGUAUGUUGAGACCGAAGGAAAAGAAAAAGAUGAAUUUGGAGAUACUGACAGUGAAAAUCUUGAUGAAAAUGCUCCCGUACACAUGUUUACGCUCCCUGACCACGAAGAGAAACUGGUUCAGUCUUUGAAGGAGAUCGAGGAGUCGUUUUCUGGGCAUUUAGAAACAAACUCAAAUCUUAAGAAUGAGUCCAUCCAGAUACUUAAAGCCCGGGAAUCAGGAAUUGCUUAUAUACUCGGGCAUUCAUAUGCAAAGGCCAAGAAAUCGUCCUCUAUAUUUGCAAAGUUUGCCAUUGACAUCGUGUACUCAUUUUUGAGCAGGAACUGUCGGGGAACUGAUGUCAUUUUGAACGUGCCUCAUACUUCGUUGCUAGAAGUCGGUAUGAUUUAUUAUGUUUGAUGGUCAUAGAUUCCGGGAAUGAUAAAAAUGGUAGCGAUACGUAGAUAUGUACGUAUACAAAACACGUUAUACGUAUAUGGCUUUCAUUAAGUUAAAUGUAAAUGUUAAUAUAGCAAGUUAUAGAAAGCUAAAAUGUACAUGGCAUCAAACUAUAUCUAUUACUUGAAAGCAAAGAUCUUAUAUGCAUAAGAUUUACUUUUAGGAAAA